This is a messenger RNA of Ipomoea triloba (trilobed morning glory), 890 nucleotides long. Its product is annotated as bifunctional 3-dehydroquinate dehydratase/shikimate dehydrogenase, chloroplastic-like. Lineage: Eukaryota; Viridiplantae; Streptophyta; Magnoliopsida; Solanales; Convolvulaceae. The annotation marks the transcript as partial. The record is from RefSeq and is a predicted model, not a curated record. The transcript is spliced from 6 exons. Gene Ontology annotation, biological process: shikimate metabolic process; chorismate biosynthetic process. Gene Ontology annotation, molecular function: shikimate 3-dehydrogenase (NADP+) activity.
UGCAGUUGUACCAUUCCUCACAAGGAGGCUGCCCUUGCAAACUGUGAUGAAGUUGAUCCUAUUGCUAAGUCAAUAGGGGCUGUAAAUUGCAUUAUAAGGAAACCUGCUGAUGGGAAAUUAUUUGGCUGCAAUACUGAUUAUGUUGGUGCAAUUUCUGCUAUUGAGGAUGGCUUGCGAGGUUUACCUCAUAAUCCUGUUGAUGGACCCUUGGCUGGUAAAAUAUUUGUGGUAAUCGGUGCUGGCGGUGCUGGCAAAGCACUUGCUUAUGGUGCAAAAGAAAAAGGUGCAAAGGUGGUGGUUGCUAAUCGCACCUAUGAGCGAGCGAGAGAGCUGGCUGAUAUAGUUGGAGGACAGGCUUUGUCUCUUGCAGAACUUAGUACUUUCCAUCCAGAAAAUGGCAUGAUUCUGGCAAACACCACCUCCAUUGGAAUGCAACCGAAGAUUGAUGAGACACCGGCUCCGAAGGAAGCUUUGAGUUGCUAUUCACUAGUUUUUGACGCUGUCUAUACUCCAAAAAUUACUAGAUUGUUGCGGGAAGCAGAAGAAUGUGGUGCAGAAAUUGUUACUGGAGUAGAAAUGUUCAUAGGGCAAGCAUACGAACAAUACGAGAGGUUCACUGGAUUGCCCGCACCAAAGGAACUGUUUAAAAGUAUCAUGUCAAAAUAUUGAAAGCAAGGUUUUGACAUCUCAAUCAUGUACUGGCAUGCAUCACCUCGUUUCUUCUUCGCCUAAGAUUUGAAAGCAUUGUUAUCCACUGAGAGAGAACAGGGAGAAACUCCCACACCCCUCAUUUCUUCAUCUUCUGCUCAGAAAUAAGUAUUCUAGAACUACUAUCAGUACUAUGUUGAAAUUUUAAAGUUUUAUCAUAAAAUAAUUAUUCAUUUGAGUCC